This is a messenger RNA of Aegilops tauschii subsp. strangulata, 420 nucleotides long. RefSeq lists its product as uncharacterized. NCBI's taxonomy places the organism in Eukaryota, Viridiplantae, Streptophyta, Magnoliopsida, Poales, Poaceae. The record is from RefSeq and is a predicted model, not a curated record.
AUGUGCUACCGGCUGAGAGCUGCGUCGAAGACCAUGCAUGCGUGGAGCCGAACGGUUUUUGGCUCCAUUAAGAGGCAGAUCGCUCAUCUUAAAGGGCAACUCAUUGAGCCAAAGGAGCGAGCUGCACGAACUGGAUACAGGCAGGAGAUUAAGGACAUCGAGGACCAACUACACGAACUCUAUGAACGUGAGGAAGUGUAUUAUAAGCAGAGAUCUAGGAUUGACUGGUUGACUGAUGGGGACAGGAACACGCAAUACUUCCAAAACCGGGCCUCGCAUCGCAGACGGAAGAACACGGUGAAAGGCCUGAGGAGGGAUGAUGGGACAAAAUGCAUAGAUGAUGAAGGAAUGCGCAGGAUGGCAGCACAGUUUUAUGCCCAUUUUUUGCUUCUGAAGGUUGAAGGGAUGGGCAGCGAGUAA